AUGGCCACUAACGGAACAAACGGAACUCAUGCCGGCAACGGACCCCGCCGCCCCAUCCGCAUCGCCGGCUGCUCGGCCGGUGUCUACGACCGCAAGCGUGCAUUGCACGACCUCGCCAAGAACGACGACCUCGACGUGAUCACGGGUGACUGGAUGUCCGAGUGCAACAUGACCUGGCGCGGCGCCGACAAGCAGGAGCGCCUGGCUGGUGGCGACACAGCCAAGGUGUCGUCUACCACUGGCUUCGAGCCGUCGUUUGUACAGAAGCUUGACCCUGCGAUCCCUUGGCUGGCAAGGCGCGGCAUCAAGGUGGCCGUCAACGCAGGCGCCAGCGACGUGGCUGGUCUUGCCGACGCUGUGCGCAGCCUGUGCACCAAGCACGGUGUUGCGCUCAAGGUCGGUUAUGUCGACGGUGACGAUGUCACUGAGGCAUUUAUGAAGCUGUAUAACAAGGAUAAGGCCAUCCAAGACUGGGGCUUUCAACCUCUCGCGGCCCAGUGCUACCUCGGCGGAUCGGGCGUCGCCGCCUGCCUUGCCGCUGGCGCUGAUAUUGUCGUCUGCGGCCGUGUCUCCGACGCCAGCCUUGCCGUCGGUGCCGCCAUGUGGUGGCACGGCUGGACGCGCGAAGCGCAUGUCGACGAGCUCGCAAGUGCCCUCAUGGUCGGUCACCUUAUCGAAUGCGGCACAUACGCCACUGGUGGCUAUUAUUCCGGGUUCAAGGCGUUCGGCAAGAAACGCACAGAUUUCGGGUACCCCAUUGCCGCCAUUGACCACAAGGGCGAGGCCGUCAUCAGCAUGGAGCGCGGCCGCCACGGCACGGUCAAUACCGGCACCAUCACGAGCCAGCUGUUGUACGAAAUCCAGGGCCCGCUGUACUACAACUCGGACGUUACCGCGCAGAUCGAUGGCAUCACCUUCACGCAGGUAGGCGACAACCAGGUCCACAUUGGCGGUGUUAAGGGCCUGCCGCCACCGCCAACCACGAAAGUUGGCGUCACCGCGCACGGCGGCUACCAGGCCGAGUUUCACUUCUACAUCACGGGGCUGGACGUGGCCGAAAAGGCCGCCAUGAUGGAAGAGCAGAUCCGUGAGCUGAUUGGCAAUGAUAUCGACAAGUUUUCGGCGCUGAAAUUUCAGCUCGCGGGAGGCGUGCCGUCUGACCCGGAGUCGCAGGAGGCGGCCACUGUUGAUUUCCGCGUUGUCGCCCAAUCGCCGCAUGCCGACCUCUUGUCCGGCGACAUGGUCGGCGCCGACCGCGGCACGUUUGCCAGCUACUGCAUCGAGAACUUGUCGCAAGGAUACCCAGGUAGCACCAUGGCGAUCGACAUGCGCGCAUCGGUCGGCCGGCCGUACUUUGAGUACCGGGCGUGCCUCAUGUCGCAGGAGUUCGUGACGGAAACGGCGCACUUACCUGACGGUACGGCCGUCGUUAUUCCACCGCCAGACCCGGCCACAAUACGGGAGUAUGCGCGCGAACAGCCCAGCGGCGACACGGCCAACCCCGUCACCGACCUCGUCGCAGCUUUUGGCCCAAUGACACGUGCGCCUCUCGGUUACGUUGUGCUGGGUCGCUCGGGUGACAAGUCGUCGAAUGCCAAUGUCGGCUUCUUUGUGCGCAACGAUGACGAAUGGGACUGGCUGCGGACGCUGCUGACUGUGGGCAAGCUGUGUGAGUUGCUCGGCAAGGACGACACCGGCAAGCAGAUCGACCGCUUUGAGCUGCCGAAACUGCGUGCCGUCCACUUCUUGUUGAAAGACCAUCUGGACAGAGGCUUCAACUCCACCACAGACUUCGACAGUCUUGGUAAGAACCUCUGCGAGUAUCUGCGUUCCAAGCACGUCGACAUCCCCAACAAGUUCCUGGAGCGUGGGCGUAUUUGA
This is a messenger RNA of Sporothrix brasiliensis 5110, 1881 nucleotides long. RefSeq lists its product as uncharacterized. The transcript has 2 exons. The coding region runs from base 1 to 1881 and encodes 626 amino acids. Lineage: Eukaryota; Fungi; Ascomycota; Sordariomycetes; Ophiostomatales; Ophiostomataceae. The record is from RefSeq and is a predicted model, not a curated record.